This is a messenger RNA of Cercospora beticola, 1060 nucleotides long. Its product is annotated as dynein light chain Tctex-type family protein. The record is from RefSeq and is a predicted model, not a curated record. NCBI's taxonomy places the organism in Eukaryota, Fungi, Ascomycota, Dothideomycetes, Mycosphaerellales, Mycosphaerellaceae. Gene Ontology annotation, molecular function: dynein intermediate chain binding. Gene Ontology annotation, biological process: microtubule-based movement. Gene Ontology annotation, cellular component: cytoplasmic dynein complex; cytoplasm.
GCCAACUCGCAAUUCUCCCCGAUUACUUCUCUAGACCCGACCGACCAAUCUUCCUCACACACUCUCAACAUCAUCAUCGACGAAAGACGGCUGCUGGGAAGCGUUUCUGCUCUCUUGCACUUUGGUGUUUCACUUGUUGCUCUUCUGCUACAUUGCUGCUUCAUCCCCUUCGAUAGACGACCGCCGCCGGGCCACCGAACAGAACACGCGACGACCACCACGAGACCCCGCCAGAACCAUUACCAAUCAGCACAACAACAACCAACACGACAACCGAAUCAACAAUGGCCUCCAACUGCCCAAUCCCCACUACUCGCCUCCGACAAAUCUGCUCCGACGCCUGCUCCUCCACCAUCAGCACCACGACGUCAUACGAGCACUCUCAAACCCAAGCAUGGAACAACGCCAUCAUCGGUAGCAUCCUCCAGCAACUCAUUUCCGAGUCCCAGAAGCCCGAGGAUAAGGGCCAACCACCAAAGUACAAAUUCAUUGUGAAUACCACCAUCAUUCAGCACCUCUCUGAUCCUCGAGGCGGAGGAAGCGCCGAGGAAGGCGCUGUAGCCGUCGCAGGCGAGGGCACGAAGAAGGUGGGACGAAGGGGCAUGCACUCCGCCAGCGGCGCGUUCUGGAACAACGAGAAGGACGGCAUGUGGUCAUACAAGUACGAAGGGGGCGAGGGUAAGGGGAUGGACAUUGUGGUCAGCGUGAUGUGGGUGGCGGUGUAGGAUGCUGAGGCGACGGUGACGGGCUAGCAGCUGCUGGGUUGCAUGCUGGUCUUUGUCGCGCUGGUGGCAUGGGAUUGGUUACGAUGGAUCUGAUGGAACGCGCUGACUACUGUACGAUGAACGUGGGCACGCCGUAUAUUUGGUCAUGUUUUUGCACAUUGGAGCAAGCAAGGCGUUUGGCGGAGUUGGUUCAAUGCUCUGUUCGCAGCAUGCAUGAGAUGCGCCCGAUCUGCUUGUACUCUGAGGAGGAGCGGGAUACUGCUGGCCAUCUCGUUUCGUGUGUCUACGUAUGUUGUAUACCCAGAAAACGAAUCAAAUGACAUUGACUCUCCCAA